Molecule: messenger RNA, 4041 nt
Organism: Athalia rosae (coleseed sawfly)
Lineage: Eukaryota; Metazoa; Arthropoda; Insecta; Hymenoptera; Athaliidae
Gene: Rat1
Product: 5'-3' exoribonuclease 2 homolog
Exons: 17
Coding region: 149-3085 (978 amino acids)
Biological process (GO): nuclear-transcribed mRNA catabolic process
Cellular component (GO): nucleus
Molecular function (GO): RNA binding; 5'-3' RNA exonuclease activity; zinc ion binding
Source: RefSeq, a predicted model, not a curated record
UCGACUUUUGGUGUAGCAAGAUGGCUCCAAGCCAUCUGUUAAGUACAUUAAAUCCGUAGUUAUCGCGAAACUUUAUCAUAACGUUUUUUAAAUUUGUAAGUUGUGAUAGAUCUUCUGUAUUUAAUAAGAAAUAAAGCUAUACUCCGCGAUGGGUGUACCAGCAUUUUUCCGAUGGCUCAGCCGAAAAUAUCCCUCAGUAAUUGUGGAAUGCAUCGAGCAAAAGCCGACUGCAGUAAACGGUGUUCGUGUACCAGUUAAUUCGGCCGAUCCUAACCCCAAUGGGGUAGAGUUUGACAAUUUAUAUCUUGAUAUGAAUGGUAUUAUACAUCCUUGUACCCACCCUGAAGACAAACCGGCCCCAAAAAAUGAAGACGAAAUGAUGGACGCUAUUUUUGAAUGUAUCGACAGGUUGUUUGCCAUUGUGAGACCUAGGAAAGUGCUAUACAUGGCAAUCGAUGGCGUUGCGCCUAGAGCAAAAAUGAAUCAGCAACGAUCAAGACGUUUUCGAGCAUCGAAAGAAACUACUGAAAAAAUUACCGAAAUAAGCAGAAUACGUUCAGAGCUAGCCUUGAAAGGUGCAUUUUUGCCUCCAGAAAAGCCUAAAGGAGAUCAUUUCGACAGUAAUUGUAUCACACCUGGUACACCAUUCAUGGCAAGGUUAUCGGCAUGCUUACAUUAUUAUAUCCAUGAACGCCUUAACAAUGAUCCUGGCUGGCGUGGAAUUAAAGUUAUUCUCAGUGAUGCUAAUGUACCUGGAGAGGGAGAGCACAAAAUUAUGGACUUUAUUCGUAAACAGCGAGCUCAACCUGAUCAUGAUCCUAACACACAACACGUAUUGUGUGGAGCUGACGCAGAUUUGAUAAUGUUGGGUUUGGCGACACAUGAACCGAACUUCACCAUUAUCAGAGAAGAGUUCAAACCCAACAAACCCAGACCAUGUGACAUUUGUGGGCAAUUGGGACACGAAAUGAAAGAUUGUACCGGAUCAGAACCAACGACAAAACCGGAUGAAAAUACGUUUGGAUCAGAAGGCGACUUUAUAUUUGUUAGAUUGAAUGUACUUCGAGAAUAUCUAGAACGCGAAUUGCAAAUGCCUAAUUUGCCAUUCAAAUAUGAUUUUGAACGCGCCAUCGAUGAUUGGGUGUUCAUGUGCUUCUUUGUUGGAAAUGAUUUUCUGCCACAUCUUCCCUCACUUGAAAUUAGAGAAGGUGCCAUCGACAGAUUGGUCACUCUGUACAAGAAGACCGUAUACAAAACGGGGGGUUUUCUGACCGACAGUGGUGACGUUAAUCUUGAUAGAGUACAAAUGAUAAUGUCUGAUCUCGGAGAUGUUGAAGAUGAGAUUUUCAAAAAACGACAGCAGAAUGAACUUGCUUUCAAGCAAAGAGAAAAGAAUAAAAAAAGAAGGAUGGAGGCGAUCAGUAAUUACAAACCUAAUUGGGUUCCUGCUGGGCAAUUGGCUCCGACUCCACUGGGACAAUCGACAAAACCUGUCCAGAAUGCCCGACAUGAGGCAUAUCAAAUGCGAAUGCAAGGCAGAAAUUACAGUAGUAAUGCUACUGACCGCGCCUUGAAGAGUACAAGUGCGAGCGAGGCUCUAGAAAGCAUGCUCGUGCCUGAGGGCUCGGGGAACAGAGGGCCGAAACGUAAAGCCGAAGAACAAACUGUGGAAGAAAGUGACGAUGAUCAAGCUCACGAUGAGGUCAGGUUAUGGGAAGAAGGCUUCAAAGAUAGAUACUAUGAAUCCAAAUUUGACGUUUCUGCUGAUAACAUGGCAUUUAGAAACAACGUAGCGUUGCAAUAUGUACGUGGCCUUUGUUGGGUACUUCGCUACUACUACCAAGGUUGCGCAUCUUGGAAAUGGUACUUUCCUUACCACUACGCGCCAUUUGCUAGUGACUUCAUCAACAUAGGUGGCUUAUCUACAGAAUUUGAGAAAGACACGAUUCCUUUUCGACCUCUGGAACAAUUGAUGGGUGUGUUUCCCGCAGCUAGUAGCUCUCAUGUACCUCAACCAUGGGCAAAAUUGAUGCAUGAUCCUAAAUCAACCAUCAUCGACUUUUAUCCGGAAGAUUUUGAGAUAGACUUGAAUGGAAAGAAAUUCGCUUGGCAAGGAGUUGCUCUUUUGCCAUUCGUUGAUGAAAAAAGAUUAUUCAAGGCUCUCGAGCCUUACUACUCAUGUUUGACCGAAGCAGAACUGAAACGCAAUGUACGAGGUGACGACCGAUUAUACGUUAGCGCGGACAACAAGUGUUAUGAUUUUAUAACGGGACUUUACAAAAACAAAGUUGACCCUAACACAGAGACAGAAAUAAGUGUAGAUGGUAUGAGAGGAACUGUUUUAUUGGCCGAAGAUUGCAUCAGUGAAGGUGCAAUGUUGAAUUCACCGAUUGGGGGUCCGCCAGUUCGGGAUAAUAAAGUUUACUGUGUGAGGUUCAGGGAUCCCAAGUACAGCAAAAACUACAUAUUCCCUGCAAAGAGGCUCAAAGGCGCUAUCGAACCUCAAAAAGUUUUGAAGCCUCAAGACUUUGAGCAGAUGAACCGGGGUGGAGGUGGUGGGGGUGGCGGGGGUGGCAAUCAAUGGCGUCCUCAAAUUGGCUUCACACCUGCAACACAGCGUGCAUCCCUUUCGGAAGCAGGUCACCGGACGUUAGGGCAUUACAAUAGAAGUAACAACGGACCACCAGGGCAAUAUGGCUACGUUCCACCGCCGCAGAAUUUAUACCAGCAGAAUCGCGGCUAUCAGAGUGGCUACCAUUCUGGUUCAUCCAACAGCGCUGGUAGUGCCGGUGGUUACGGCGGCGCUACUUCCGGCUCAGGUAACGGCGGCGGAGGCGGGGGCGGCAAUCGCGGUUAUCAGGAUCAACAGAGCGGGCCUUGGGUGAGCGGAUACGGAGCCCACCAAUCGGGGAAUUACCAGCAACGCAACCAUCACCAGAGCCACCAUCACAACCGGCAAAACAAUCGCUCGCACCCUUAUCAGAACAAACCGCAUAAUUCGAACUACCAGAACCCGCAAUGGAACCAUUCCGUGAAUCGUCGUGGUGGCGGGAACGGAGGUAGUGGCGGAUGGAGAGGACGUUAACCCGAUGUUUUCCCGAAUCCUCGCGCAUUGCUGCAGAUAUCGGACGAAACGAUCGUCCAGCUGCGUCGCCCACUAAAUAAUCAAAGAAAUUUACCUUCUACCGCAUUUCAAAAGGUAUAAUAACGACGGAUGUCAUUCUCUUUUUAUUUUUCCUCGAAAAACUUUCGACGCGAUCGUCGGUAAUAUAUUUAUACCUGAUUUACUGAGAAAAAUUAUUUUAUCUGCAAUUUAUAUUGAACAAAUGAUAGACAGUGGUCAACAACGACCGUAACGAUGUACAAUAAAUAAAGAAGAUGAUGAAAAGUAUAGACAAAGAAUACCACGAAGAUAACCGUAUUAUACAUAGAAGAAUAGUACAAUUACGGAAAAAUGACGGCGUUUCUCGUUUUUUAUAAUAAUUACAGUGUUUCAAGCGAAACAACACCGUCUAAUUUAUGUGUAAUCGUUUUUUCGAAUAAAUUUACAAAAACCAUGAACCAUAGAAUGUAUUCUUCGUGCAAUAAUCUCGCCACGAGAGUUUUUGCGAAUUUCGUGCGCAUAAUAUUUUCGCGAUUUAUUACAUCGUGUGUGUGAUCGAUGCGAGAUUUCAAAUCCUGUUAGAUUUUUUUAGUUUUUUUUUUUUUUCAUAUCAGACUUUAAAUUUUCCGCGGUCAAUUGCAUGACUACACCGCGCCGUAUUUGUCGUACAAAAACAAAAUGGUCCUGAAAUAUCCAAUUGUACGUUCAGACAUAAAAUAUAUUUGUCAAAUAUAUACCAUUUAAUUAUAAUGUGUGCAUCCAUGAAUGUAGAAUUACUCUUUAAGGCAUUUGGAUUAUUUAGAAAUCUAUUUACUCAUUAUUUGCUGAUACGAAGCAAUAAUUAUUUCAUAUCGGAAAUUCGAAGCAUAAUCGAUAUUUCAACUUAUAACCGUCGUAAGUUUUUUUUUUUGUUUUUUUUUUUUCUUUACACAUAUCUA